GGCUUUGUUGAGCAUCAUAGGCGUUUUGGUUUGAAACGUGGCAAUGUUGUCUAUGUAGGCAGUUCACUAGGCUUUGAGACACUGAAUCCCGCCCAGGGUUUGACACAAAACAUCUUAGUAUGCUGUCGUCUAGUUUCAGAUGUCCAGUUCGACAGACGCCAGUCAUCAUGUUGUCUUCUCUUGUAAAAGCUGAUCGUCUCGCAGCUCAUGUUGGCAAAAAAUAUGCGCCAUUUUAUGAAUGCAUAGCGCGAACCCUGAAGUCUCAAGCAGGCGAUGUAGACUUGCACAGCGCAACAUCGAUCACUGGAAACUACAAAACCAUAGAUGGUCUACCGGGACCCAGCCUGGCCACAACUGCGUACUGGCUCUUCGUUAAAGGAUACGCGGAUAAAAGUCAUGCAAUGCAGGUGGAGCAUAAGCGCCUGUAUGGUCCGAUCUGGCGGUCACGCUUUGGGCCGUUUGAUGUGGUAAAUGUGGCGACGGCUGAACUGAUUGCACAGGUGAUCCGACAGGAGGGCCGUUACCCAGUGCGGACUGAUCUGCCUCACUGGAAAGAAUACAGAGACAUGAGAGGACAGGCAUACGGAAUUCAUGUAGACACAGGCACUGAGUGGUAUCGCAUCCGCAGUGCUCUGAACCCUAAGAUGCUUAAACUGAAGGAAGUAGCAGCAUAUGCUCCCAUAAUUCACGAGGUUGUGUCUGAUCUCCUACAGCGUGUGGAACUCCUGCGUCUGCGCAGUCCAGACCAGGUCACCGUCAAGGACCUCGCCUCUGAGCUCUACAAAUUUGGCUUUGAGGGAAUCUCCUCGAUCCUGUUCGAAACUCGGUUAGGCUGUUUACAGGAGGAAAUUCCCACAGACACCCUGCGGUUCAUAUCUGCCGUCAAUGACAUGUUGGCGUUGUCAGAGACGGUUCUUUUUUUCCCACGCUGGACCCGUCACAUCUUCCCGUUCUGGAAACGGUUUGUCCAGGCAUGGGAUGACUUGUAUGACGUAGCCCGGCGUCUGAUUGAUAAGAAGGUGAAGGAGAUACAUGAUCAGGUUGAGCGUGGAGAGGAGGUGGAGGGCAUGUAUCUCACAUACUUGCUGUCCAGCAAUAAACUCAGCUUAGGAGAGGUGUACAUCAGCCUGACUGAACUUCUGCUGGGAGGUGUGGAUACGACGUCCAACACAUUAUCAUGGACCUUGUACCACCUCGCACGAGAUGCAGAAGUACAGAACCGCCUCUAUAAUGAGAUCGCAUCUGUGUGUCCGAAUAAAGAGCAGCCGACCGCAGAACACCUGACAAGGAUGCCCUACAUGAAGGCUGUCAUCAAAGAAACUCUCAGGAUUUAUCCUGUUGUCCCUGGUAAUGGACGCCUGACUGUGGAUUCGGAAGUAAUUGUGGAUAAUUAUUGGUUCCCUAAGAAGACACAGUUCCAUCUCUGUCACUACGCUGUUAGUCACGACGAGAGUAAUUUCCCAGAACCGGAGCGCUUUGUUCCAGACCGCUGGUUGAGAGACAGCCCGUCUCGCUCUCAGCAUCACCCCUACAGUUCUGUCCCGUUUGGGGUUGGUGUUCGGGCCUGCGUGGGGAAGAGGGUCGCAGAGCUGGAGAUGUACUUUGCCCUAAGUAGACUGAUGCAACAUUAUGAGGUCAGAACGGAGGAGGGAGCCCCAUCGAUACAUCCCAAAACCAGAACCCUGCUCAUUCCCUCCAAACCUAUUGACCUACAGUUUAUCCCUCGGGUUUGAUGCCAGCCAGCUCCAAUCAAUCUGUUAACCAAAAUCAGUACCUUUAAUUCAAAUAAUUUUGCCUUAAAGUUUGCCUUUUGAGAAGUUUUUGUGAAAUGCUGUCUGUGGUAAUUUAGGUUAAAAGUGAAAAUAAAAAAAAAUCACAACUGAGCUUAAAUAUUAUAAGAGAUAUUUACAGCUGAGGUGUUCAAUUCACCUAGGUUACAUUAUUAAAGAAGCAUUUGCAAACAGUCUAAAAAAAUCCAACAGAGAGAUAUGAGUACCGAGUCUCUUGCAAAAUCACUAUUGCUUUU
This is a messenger RNA of Sinocyclocheilus rhinocerous, 2026 nucleotides long. RefSeq names its product cytochrome P450 family 27 subfamily A member 2 (gene cyp27a2). Lineage: Eukaryota; Metazoa; Chordata; Actinopteri; Cypriniformes; Cyprinidae. Gene Ontology annotation, molecular function: monooxygenase activity; iron ion binding; oxidoreductase activity, acting on paired donors, with incorporation or reduction of molecular oxygen. Bases 120 to 1733 code for a protein of 537 amino acids. Gene Ontology annotation, cellular component: mitochondrial inner membrane. The record is from RefSeq and is a predicted model, not a curated record. The transcript is spliced from 9 exons. Gene Ontology annotation, biological process: C21-steroid hormone biosynthetic process; cholesterol metabolic process; glucocorticoid biosynthetic process.